GUUUGCAGAUAGAAAAGACGUGUGUGAGUGUACUAGGAUGGCUGCAUCAAAAGAAGGUUAACCUUGACAACAAAAAGAGGGUCAACCAAGAAGAUGAUCAAGAUGGUGUCUGUUGUUCCACGUCUGCUCCUGCUCUGCUUCUUCGCAGUAAGUGCUGCAGCCGAGUCAGCCUCGGAUGAAUAUGUCCUGAGAACGGCACACUGGGCGAUCUGUGAGCGUGCAUUAAGGGGCGAAGAAGAACAAGGACCGAGAAGUCGCAGUAGUCGGAUAUCAGGAUUAGAGUCUUCCAAUGCCUCUUGUGCAAGUAAGCCAUGUGGAUGUGCAGGUUGUCUUGUCAGCGCUUUAGCAGGAACGUUACAGAACUUGCAGCUUGAUCAUGUCAAGAGUCGCAAAGUAGAUCACGUCGCAGAAAAAGGACAAGAACAUUAUGUGAGGAAACAAGUAGUACAAGACCAUAAUUAUCGAAGAAGCUCUACUGGUUCUGCCGCUACUGCUGCUGCUGCCGCCUCUUCUCCACUUCCUAUGCAGACUAAAUUGGAAGCUAUUGCGGUCAACCACCC
Molecule: messenger RNA, 560 nt
Organism: Amoebophrya sp. A25
Lineage: Eukaryota; Dinophyceae; Syndiniales; Amoebophryaceae
Source: the annotation of a GenBank genome assembly